AAGCCACGAAGAAGAAGCUCGUCCUCGCAGGGCGUGGUGGGAUUGGUGGUCUCCUAUGUGGAGGACUAAGAACAGCGCCCCUGCUGGCGGGCUGCCUGCACGGUAGCAGUAGAAUAAGAAGGAGAAGAUGGCUGCAGCGGGGAUUUUCAGGCCAGUGUCUGGAAACAGAGCGGCGUUUGUCAUGUUCGGCGCACAGUAGCUGUUGUGUCACUGUCCCCCUCCGCCCGGUUGUCGCCACCGCCGCUGCUCGGUUCGGUAACGGGAUUAAAAAAACACCAUGGGGUCCCAGACUCUGCAAAUCCUCCGGCAGGGGGUCUGGGCUUCAAUCACAGGCGGAUGGUACUACGACCCCGACCAGAACACGUUCGUCAACGCUUUACAUCUGUAUAUCUGGCUCUUCCUGCUAUGUUUCCCCUUCACUCUCUACAUGGCCCUGCCGCCGACCAUGGUGAUCGUAGGGAUCUACUGUGGUGUGAUCGCUGCCAUGUUUGUGCUGCUGAAGACAGUGAACUACCGCCUCCACCAUGCCCUGGAUGAGGGGGAGGUGGUGGAGCACCAGGCGAAGGAGAGCCAGGGCAGCAGAGGCGGCACCGAGGGGGCCAGCGAUGGAGGUGUCACCCGGAGGGAGGACAGUAACGGCCCCGGUGACCCUGGAGGGGGCAUCGAGAUGGCAGACUUCAUCAGGCAGGAGACUCCGCCGGUGGACUGCAGUUCCAGGAACUCCUAUAUUGGCAUGGAGUUGAACCAGCAAGUGUCAGCCACCCAUGGAAGAGCAACAGUUGCCAAAGGAGACGCUACCAAGACCUCAGAUGACAUCAGUUUGACUCUUGUUGAGAGCUGUAGUCAUGACCAUGAUCUUCUGUCCGAUGCCAAGAUGUACUGCCUUGUCCCCAAUGACUCCUUCGCCUCCUUGCAGCCGUCGACCUCCUUGUGUCCUUCGGAGCUGUCCAGGGAACCUGCUGAUGUUUUUAACUCUGCUGCUUAUCACUUCAGCCUGUCACACUCCUGCUGUGACACAGACGUGACCAGUCACGCAUCCAUGCAAUCUCAGACAUUUAAGAAAGAGCUCCGAUCCCGGGGCCUACCUCGGACCUCUAGCUCGGCAGGGUCCGCUUUCCCUGACCCGUCCUUACCAGACUUUGGUUUGUACCCUCCUCCCAGGAGAGGUGGCCUUGAUCCUGUGUGUGAGCUGGAGACUGCCAGACCACAGCGGUCAGGGUUGUGUGAGAGGGGGGGUGCCGAGCGGCCGUACCAGCAGGACCAAGCUGUGGCGUCCACCUCUGGAAUUGAGUGCUACAGGCACAAAGAGCAGCGUAGAGUCGCUCGCUCAGCCUCCAGAGAAGCGGGGGAAGGUAGCUCAGGACUGUACCAAGUGGAUGUAGGUGCCGGUGGGAAAGGCUCCAAUGGUGGAAAAAAGUCCCAGGGAGGAGAACGCAGUGCUGACAGCCUGAGGAGCCUGAGUACUCGCAGUAGUGGCUCCACUGAGAGCUACUGCAGUGGCACAGACAGGGACACCAACAGCACUGUCAGCAGUUUUCACAGCGAGCAGACCAGCUCCACACAUGUGGAGAGCCUGCUCUCACUUUCAGGGGACGAACGCUUACGGAACCGAGGAGAUGCUGCAGCUGCUCCUGCAGAGGGCAGGACGACGAGCCUCAGCAGCACCAGCUCUCGAGGUCUCAGCAACCUCACUUCUAGGGAGGCCAAUAAAAACCCUCAUGCCAAUGAGUUGACUGCUAAACAACCUGCUGACAUGCCGUCAGCUGCGGUCCAGGAGCUGGCGGACCCCGGUCGAGGCCAGGACGAGCCUGGAGUCCGGACCAGUGCAGAUGGCUCAACAGAUGUAGCUGCGACAGAGCGAGAGUGCGAAAAGUCGGACGCUCAACCAAAGUCGGCCAACAAUGUUCAGAGGACGUCUUCUCUGUCAACAGGACGUAGCGGGCGGCGGCGGUCUGGCAAGAAAAGGGCGAGCAGCUUUGACGCCAGCCGUCACCGGGACUACAUGUCCAUGCGUGGCAUGGCCAAGCCUUCAAGUGCUGUGUUUACGGGUGGUGGAGAGGAGGACUCCAGUGAUCAGAGUGAACUCAGCUGUGCCUCCAGUCUUCACUCCACCCACCACCUGAGCACAGACAGCUCAUCGAGCAACACCUCGCGCACCUGUCACUCACCUGAGGCCCGCUUCAGGGCGCUGAAGACGAAGCACACGGCAGCCGGCGCAGCCUCCUCCUCCUCUUCGGCAGGUAAAGCUGUGGUGGGGCUGGAGGUCGGAGCUCGGAGCGGAGGAAAGAGACGCGUCUCCCGCCGUACUCCCAGCACGGGCAGUGCCAAAACACAUGCCAGAGUGUUGAGUUUGGACAGUGGGACGGCCGCCUGCCUUAAUGAUCCCAGCCGCUUAGGAGCUCCAGCUGGGCCCCGGCCUCUCACCACCUCCAAGUCAGACCUGGAAGCCAAAGAAGGGGAAGUCCUGGAUGCAGCGUCCCUGCUGGGUCGGGCCUCCCAGCUGGAGUCAGUGACCCGCUCCAGAAACAGUCUGCCCAACCAGGCAGCUUUCACUGAGCCUCAGGACGCCUGUGCUGCUCCCCUGCGGACCCCAGGGAGCGAGGAGACGGUGGUUUUCCGGCGUGAGCGUAGCACGUUUCGUCGCCAGGCAGUUCGGCGACGGCACAACGCAGGGAGUAACCCCACUCCUCCCACCUCACUGAUUGGAUCUCCUCUCAGUCUUCAGGAGGCGCUCAGCCAGGCCUCCCAGCCUUCUACUUCCCAAGUGAAAAGUCAGCCAUCCAGAACCUCGUCUCAGGUGACUGUGCUGAGCACAAGCGCCUCCCUGCUGGCCAGGAAUGGAAGCACACACCUGGAGGGCUCUCAGGACAAGGCCUCUACCGUCGGCGCUACCAGCUUGCAGGAUGAUUUUGGAAAACUCACUCCCUCGUUGUAUGAAGCAGGUGGAUGUGACAUGUCCUUGGUCAAUUUUGAACCUGCAACCAGACGAGCCUCCAAUAAUGUAUGGGACACUGACUCCCACCUCUCCAGUUCUACCUCAGUUCGCUUCUAUCCUCAUGACCUGAUCCGUCUGAACCGUCUCCUGACCAUGGACCCAGAGCUGCUGGAGCAGCAGGAUGGAGAUCUGAGCCCAGAGCUCCAGGACGCUCCCCUGGCUCAGGACGACCCUGUCGCCGCCUCCGCAGCAGACAAGGCUCGUCAGUACUACCGCCUGUGGCUUCUGCCUUACAUGUGGGUCGGCCUGCACUUCGACCGGCUCACCCUGCUGGCGCUGUUUGACAGGAACCGUGAGGUUCUGGAGAACAUACUGUCCGUCAUGUUGGCCAUCAUGGUGGCCUUCCUGGGCUCCCUGCUGCUGGUCCAAGGCUUCUUCACUGACAUCUGGGUAUUUCAGUUCUGCCUGGUCAUCGCCAGUUGCCAGUAUUCCUUAUUAAAGAGUGUCCAACCAGACUCCUCUUCACCCCGACACGGCCAUAACCGCGUCAUCGCGUACAGCCGGCCAGUCUACUUCUGCAUGUGCUGUGGCCUCAUUUGGCUGCUGCACUACGGCAGCCUGAGGGUCACUUCAUCCAGAUUUACUUUGUACGGGGUUGCGCUCACCAGCUCCCUGGUCCUGACCUCUGCCAGGGACCUCGUCAUAGUCUUCACUCUGUGUUUUCCCAUCAUCUUCUUCAUGGGGCUGCUGCCACAGGUCAACACCUUCGUCAUGUACCUCUUUGAGCAGCUGGACAUUCACGUAUUCGGGGGCAAUGCCUCCACCAGCCUGCUGUCAGCUCUCUACAGCAUCCUGCGCAGCAUCGUCACUGUGGCUCUGCUUUAUGGCUUCUGCUACGGAGCUCUGAAGGAGAGCUGGGAGCCUCAUCACAUCCCUGUCUUGUUCUCCGUCUUCUGUGGCCUCUUGGUGGCAGUGUCGUACCACCUGAGCCGGCAGAGCGGCGACCCUUCAGUCCUCAUCUCUCUGAUUCAGUCCAAGAUUUUGCCCAACAUAAAAGACAAAAACCCAGAAGACCCUCUGUCAGAGGUUCAGGACCCUCUGCCUGAGAAGCUCAGAGCCUCGGUGAACGAGCGUCUGCAGUCUGACCUCAUCGUCUGCGUGGUCAUCGCCGUCCUUUACUUUGCCAUCCAUGUCAGCACUGUGUUCAUCGCACUACAGCCUUUCCUCAGUUACGUCCUCUACGCUCUGUUAGGGACGGUGGGUUUGUUCACCCACUACCUGCUGCCUCAGGUCAGAAAACAACUGCCCUGGUACUGUUUCUCUCACCCGCUGCUCAAAACGAAGGAGUACUAUCAGUUUGAAGUCAGGGAUGCUGCUCACGUCAUGUGGUUUGAGAAGCUCCAUGUGUGGCUGCUGUUUGUGGAGAAGAAUGUCCUGUAUCCCCUCGUCAUCCUCAACGAGCUGAGCGGCAGCGCCAGAGAGCUGGCCAGUCCGAAGAGACUGGACACAGAGGUCGGUGCUCUGAUGAUCACAGUAGCAGGUCUGAAGCUGCUGCGGUCGUCCUACAGCAGCCCCACCUACCAGUACAUCACCAUCCUCUUCACCAUCCUCUUCUUCACCUUCGACUACCGCCACCUGUCUGAGACACUGCUGCUCGACCUUUUCCUCAUGUCUAUUAUCUUCAGUAAGAUGUGGGAACUGUUCUACAAGCUGCACUUUGUCUACACCUACAUCGCCCCCUGGCAGAUCACAUGGGGAUCUGCUUUUCAUGCCUUUGCUCAGCCCUUUGCUGUGCCUCACUCCGCCAUGCUGUUUGUCCAGGCCGUCGUGUCUGCAGUCUUCUCCACUCCACUCAACCCCUUCCUGGGCAGUGCCAUCUUCAUCACUUCCUACGUCCGUCCUGUGAAAUUCUGGGAAAGAGACUACAAUACAAAAAGAGUGGAUCACUCUAACACUCGACUGGCCUCUCAGCUGGACAGAAACCCAGGCUCUGACGACAACAACCUAAACUCCAUCUUCUACGAGCACCUCACUCGCUCGCUGCAGCACAGCCUGUGUGGCGACCUCCUGCUGGGCCGAUGGGGAAACUUCAGCACCGGGGAUUGUUUCAUCCUGGCCUCCGACUACCUGAACGCUCUGGUUCACCUCAUAGAGAUCGGCAACGGCCUGGUGACGUUUCAGCUGCGAGGCCUGGAGUUCAGAGGAACGUACUGCCAGCAGAGGGAGGUGGAGGCCAUCACUGAGGGCGUGGAGGAAGAUGAAGGCUGCUGCUGCUGUGAACCUGGCCACCUCCCUCACAUUCUGUCCUUCAACGCUGCCUUCGGUCAGCGCUGGUUGGCCUGGGAGGUGUUGGUCACCAAGUACGUGUUGGAGGGCUACAGCAUCACUGACAACAGCGCCGCCUCCAUGCUGCAAGUGUUCGACCUGAGACGCAUCCUGACCACAUACUACGUCAAGGGUAUUAUCUACUACGUCAUCGCCUCCACCAAACUUGAAGAGUGGCUGGCCAACGAGACUAUGAAGGAUGGUCUGCGAGCCUGUGGCGAGAGGAACUACGUCGACCUAGAUCCGACCUUUAACCCCAACAUCGAUGAGGACUACGACCAUCGUCUCGCAGGAAUCUCCAGAGACAGUUUCUGCAGCGUCUACCUGGGCUGGAUCCAGUACUGCAAUUCACGCAGGACAAAGCCUCUGGACAGUGAGAAGGACUCGGCUCUGGUUCUGCUCUGCUUUGGACUGUGUGUGCUGGGAAGGAGGGCGCUGGGCACCGCCGCCCAUCACAUGUCCAGCAACCUGGAGUCUUUCCUUUAUGGACUUCACGCUCUGUUCAAAGGAGAUUUUCGAAUCUCUUCGGUCCGUGAUGAGUGGAUCUUCGCCGACAUGGAACUGCUCAGGAAAGUGGUGGUGCCUGGAAUCAGGAUGUCGUUAAAAUUACACCAGGACCACUUCACGUCCCCCGACGAGUACGACGAGCCCACGGUUCUUUUCGAGGCCAUCUCUACGCACCAGCAGAACCUGGUCAUCGCUCACGAGGGCGACCCAGCCUGGAGGAGCGCCGUGCUGUCCAAUGCACCCUCCCUGCUCGCCCUGCGCCACGUUCUAGACGAAGGCACUAAUGAGUACAAGAUCAUUAUGCUCAAUCGACGAUACCUCAGCUUUCGUGUCAUCAAGGUGAAUAAAGAGUGUGUCCGCGGUCUGUGGGCGGGGCAGCAGCAAGAGCUGGUGUUCUUGAGGAACAGAAACCCAGAGCGCGGCAGCAUCCAGAACGCCAAACAGGCGCUGAGGAACAUGAUCAACUCGUCAUGUGACCAGCCCAUCGGUUACCCCAUCUACGUGUCUCCACUCACCACCUCCUACUGCAACUCUCACCCUCAGCUCGGACACAUCCUGGGAGGACCAAUCAGCAUCGGGAACAUCCGCAACUUUGUGGUCGGCACUUGGCACAGGUUACGGAAAGGCUGUGGCGCCGGCUGUAACAGCGGCGGUAACAUUGAGGACUCAGACGCUGGCGGGCUUUCCUGCGGCAGUGGGAACGGCACAGGAGGCGACUCUCAGCAGAGCUCGGUGUCACAGGGUGGUCUGUCUGGACCCGUCCCUCCGUACUCAUACCAACCACAUCCUCUGGGAACCAGUCAAAGUUCCCAGUCGGUUCAGUCAGGUCUAGUUCGCCACUCUCCAGCCCGAGCCUCCGUCGUCAGUCAGUCGUCCUCUUAUCGCUACAGCAGCAGCCGUCACUCCUCCCUGCGCACCUCCACCACAGGCCUGGAGCCCUGUCGCCGCUCCUCCACCAGCCAGCUGUCCCUGCGCACAAUCCCUACCUCCCUGCAGCUACGACUGGGCCCUAACUCCGACCCGGCCGGCCCCUCCGCCUCCCUGUCCAGCCACAGCAUCCCUCCCUGCAAACGCCACACCUUGGUGGGCCUCCUGGGCAAUGACAGCCUGUGCAGCACUGUCACGGACCCCCUCAGCCAGCAUCACCACCACCACCACCACCAUCACCACCCUCAGCAACACAACCCAUCCAUCUCCACUGUGCGCAGAGACGACAUUUCCUACAGAGUACAGAUUGUAGACGUGACUCAGGUUCUGGAGCACAUCAACUUAUCAAAGAGGAAGGAGCUGCAGUGGCCUGAGGAGACCAUGAGACUGAGGUCAGGACGAACCUGCUGGAGAGACUGGAGCCCCCUAGAGGGCAUGGAAGGACAUGUGAUUCACCGGUGGGUGCCUUGUAGCCGAGACCCAGCCAAUCGCUCCCAUAUCGACAAGACCAUCCUGCUGGUACAGGUGGACGAUAAGCUAGUGCCCAUUAUUGAGACUGGGAUCAUUGAGUUGGGAGCAGAGGUGUGACGUGGACAAGCAGACACAUCACACUCACAUACAGGCAUAAAGAUGAGGCCAAACUUCUGGUU
This is a messenger RNA of Cynoglossus semilaevis (tongue sole), 7344 nucleotides long. It is a transcript of the gene pcnx1, whose product is annotated as pecanex 1. NCBI's taxonomy places the organism in Eukaryota, Metazoa, Chordata, Actinopteri, Pleuronectiformes, Cynoglossidae. The transcript is spliced from 36 exons. Gene Ontology annotation, cellular component: membrane. Bases 278 to 7282 code for a protein of 2334 amino acids. The record is from RefSeq and is a predicted model, not a curated record.